AUGGAUAAUUCUCCUAGAAUUCCGAUGUUUAUUAUUCCUCUGAAGUCUAGUCCGGUAGCGCCGGAUAUUUCACCCAUUAAAAAAAAAAUCAAAAAGUGCUAUGGAAAUCAAAUUUUCAUUGAUGAAAAUAUGUUUCAUAGUUUUCUUUCACUCCGGACGGAAUGUUGCAAGUACCCGAAUGAUGAGAGGUCUUUGGCCUCCAUAAAACGGUAUUAUGCACAGUUGUUACUGCUAAAAAAUCGGAUCGAUCUUACCGUUCCCAAACUGGUCGAGUGGCCCUGGCAGGAUGCCUUUAAUCAGACACAGUUCGUCCGAACGGAAAUUACCUAUGAGGAGGCCGCCAUUCUCUAUGGGUUAGGAGCUGCACACUCUCUUCUUGGUCGGAAGGAAUCUCGUGCUGAUCCAGAUAGCAUGAAGAUCGCAUGUACUCACUUCCAGUGUGCAGCAUGGGUUUUUCAGACUCUUCGAGAGCGUUAUGGUUCAUUUUCUGAUGCUGAUGACAUGUCGGGUGAUCUGUUUCACUUAUACAGUAUCAUUUCUUUGAACCAGGCUCAGGAAUGCAUAGUAGAAAAGUCAAUUGCGGACAGUAGGCCACCUAAUAUCACUGCAAAGCUGUCCAAGUACCUGGCUGAAUCUUACGAUCGGUGCUUCUCUAUGGCGAACGCCCUCGGUGAUUCUAUACCUCCUCGGUUUCGCAAGGAUUGGACACGAGUCUUGUCGGUAAAGAAGUCUUACUAUGCCAGUCUGGUCGAUUUCUUUGUGGCAAGUGAUAACGCAGCUGAAAUGAAGUUUGGCAUCUCUGUGGCUCACUACAAGUCAGCCCAAUCCAACAUUGAGGAAGCCUGGCGUGUUGCCAAAACUCUCACCGACUCUAUGGAACCUCAGACGGCUCAGAAUAUGAUAAAUACCAUCCAAUUUGUUCGUGAACUCAUCAUCAGCAGUUGUGCCAGCGCUGUCAAAGAUAACAGUCAAAUCUACCAUGAACGCGUGCCUCCACUUGAGGAUCUAGAGAAAAUUGAGGGUAGCUGUUUGGCCAAGCCAACGCCUUUUAAUCACACGGAUCCUGACGUUAUUGGUGAGGACAUCUUCAAGGAUCUGCUUCCAAUUGAAACAUUGGAAGCCAGUUCUAUCUACAGUGAAAUGAAAGCUGAUUUCCUUCGAAAAAUCUUAACAGAAGUAGAAGAGAAGGAUUCGGAACUAGGUUCUCUUCUCUCGAGCCUUAAUCUGGACCCCAAGGGGCUGCUUAAACAGGAUUCAGGUCUGCCUCAAGCGCUGCUUGACCACUGUGCCAAAUUCAAUGCUUUAGAUCGGUCACCAGAGAGUGAACUCUCUGCUCAAAUGUCUGCUCUGGUUGAUGUGAGUGUUGAUGUGGAGGCCGAUUUGGAGGAACUCUCUACCAGGAUUCAAGCCACCCGAGUUCGUCUCAACGGAGUUCUGUCCAUAGCCCCGGCCUUCAAGACGGACCCACUGAAAGAGAAAUUGGCAAAAGUGGCUGAGCGUCAGGAGAAAUUCGCUCUUGCAGCGGCCGAAGCCAAAAACUCAAACAUGCGAUUACAUGAGGCUCUUACGGAGAAUCUGAAGGCUCUACACACACUCACUCUCUUACCAGAUGAAAUUGAAGCCGGUUUACCCAACGCAAAUGACCUUAUCACUGAUACAGAACUGCUAGAGGGGCUAGACGAGGCAGCUCGAAUUCUCUCGAAGGUGGAGGAGAUGAGGGCACAACGUACCAAGAUGCUAGAGGACCUUCGUUGCGCUCUGCAAGCAGAUGAUGCGACUCAAGAGCUCCUUGCUGCAGCCGAUCCCUCUACGCACAGUGCCAUCUUCCAACGUCGUUUAGAUGCGCAUCAGGAGGCAGUUAAACUCCUUCAUCUCAAUUUGGCUGCACAAGAGAACAUCACUAGGGCUCUUAUUGCAGCACAUGCAGAGGGGAAGCAAGUGCCAUUUCCUUAUCUCGACAUUUUCUACUCCAUUUACAGACGCACCGAGGAGAUCGAUGCUCUUAUCCGGUCUGCUGAGGCGUACGAUGAUCUACUUUUGAAGUGCGGUGAGGGGCAGGCGUUCUACCGUGACAUUGGCGAGCGUCUUCAGACACUGCGCUCUGAGCUGGAAGAGAUCAAUAGCUCCAUUGUAUGUCUGGAGCCAAAGCAGGUCAAUCAGCCAACAGCACCCACUCAGUCUGCGUUCACUUCUGUCCAACCUGGUUCGGCUCAGGAAAACUCAGCCUCAGCUGGUCCGCUCACCCUUCGGGAUGUGCUGCGAGCUCGUGGUUCACCAGGCGAAUUCAAAUCCACGUCAUUCGGUCCUUUCAUUCCUACCCAAGUGAUGCAGGCAUCUGCACAACAGCAGAAUGUCAAAACAUCGAGACCGUCACAACCGUCUGCGGCACCAUUUGCAGUUACCCAAUCCCAGGCCAACAUACCACAGGGUCAAAGUAGGCUCCCAUGUUCAACGCCGGCGCAACAGCUGUACUCUAGGCCUUGCUACCAAAGUCCGUACUUGGCAAACAUUCAGUAUCCAUCUGGUACACUAGUCCCACUUACGCAACAGCCUCAGCAGCAACAGCAACAAUCACCUGCCUUUAUUUAUCAACAACAACAUCCCCCUUUGGUUCCCCAGUACACCCCUCAAUCACCUAUGGCAAUGCAGCAUCCAGUUCUGCGGUAUCCAAUCUCUGGGUUCCAACAAAUCUCACGAUUGCCAAUUUCACAGAGUCAAUGGAUGACACAAACGAAUCAAAAUCUGCCACCAGGAGCCCACCCGUUGAUUUCAAACCAAUAUAGACCUCAAACUCCUGCAGUCCAAUCCUACCAAUCACCUCAAACAGGCCAAAAGCAGAUGCAGAUUCCACUACCCGGCGUUCAUCCACCAGUUUCGGGAAUAUCAAGUCAGCAACAAUAUAGAGCUUUGAUUCCAUCUCAAGCUCCUACUCAACUAGGUCAACAACCUAUUCAAAUUCCAAAUUCUGGUGUCCAACCAGCUGCCCCGGGAGUGCCGAGCUACCAACAAUGUAGAACCCCAACUCCGGGCGUCCAACCAAGUCAGCAACUGACUCAGAAUCUACUGCCUGGAGCUAAUCCAGCUAUUCCGGUGGCCCCAUAUCAGCAACAAUAUGGAACUUUAGCUCCAAGCCAGACCUACUCCCCUAUCCGACCGAUGCAGAUUCAACCGGCUGGAGUUAGACCAGUUGCAACAGGAGCGUUAAAUCAACAACAGCAUGGGUCUUCAGCAUCUGUUCAGCCUUACUUAUCGACUCAAUCUGGCCUACAACCGCUUCAGAAUCCACUAUCUGGUGUUCAAUCCGGACUGCCUAAUCAGCAAAUGAUUUCAAAGCAGUUUAUUUCUCCAAAUCCGACUCAGACUUCUCCUUCUUAUGCUCAGAGGGGAGUGCUUUUUAGAGCACCACUUCAGGAACAGCCCUCUUAUGGACAGCAGUAUCCUCGAGGGAUGUCUGUCCAACGUGUCCAACAGCCUGAGAACGUUGCUCCAGUCCCGCAGCAGUGCUAUGGAGCACCUCAAUACUCCCACACUUCUCCUUGUGGCUAUCAACAAGGCGUGUCGUCCAACCACAGUUCUUAUAAUCAGAAUAAGAACAUACUCUCCAAUCAAUUGCCAGCAGCUGUGCAGAACUCAAAUCAACAUCAAUCCUCUGAACAUGUUCCUGUGGCUCCAUAUAACGCUGUUCCAUUUGCUGGCUCAUCAACCUCACAGCCGGCGGCUUCAUCGUCUGCUCCUCCGACUAAGAUGUCCUCAUCAGGAGUAGCAGGAUAUGUGCCUAAUCCAGUUUCAUCGUUGGGAGAAGGGGAAGGUUCUGACGUGGACGAAGCGGUUGUUGGUGCCUCAACGGAUCUCGGAGAGACACCAAUCUCUCCUCAUAUCCUCACUCAGGCAGAUCUAGAGCUUCAGAGGCGAGAAAAGCAGCUGCGAGCAACCUACGAGGUACCGGGGUCUAGUCAUGUUGACGCUGCCACAACUAAGAGUAGUGGGGAGGUCACUUCAAACGCCACGGCUGCCAACACGUCAAACCCGCAUUUCGAUCAGCUGUCUGAUCCCCUCGCACUAAACCGAUUUAUCGACGCUACAGAGCGUCUCCUCACUUGGCUAGAGACUAUGAAUGAACCAUGUCAAGGUGAUAUUGAACCAUUUAACCCACCAUUAUCAUCAUUGUCACGGCCAGUUAGUCGCCUCGAUCAGGCAUGGUCACGAGUGAAGGAAAUUGCGGCCAAUAUACCUAGCAAACGACCAACGCAGGCUGUUGGUCGCUGCAGCGCGGCAAAAAAUCGUCGUCAAGAGUGUAUUCCCUACGAUUUCAAUCGCAUUCAAUUGAAAUAUGAUGCUCUCAGCAAUAAAGACGAUUACAUAAAUGCUAGUCAUUUGGACUUAGCAUCCUCCCUCGGUGAAUGGUGUCCACGAUACAUUCUAACGCAGGCUCCCCUCCCCAACACUGUCACAGAUUUCUGGAGUAUGAUUUUCGAUCAGGCCUGUGAACUGGUGGUACUUGCACUUCCUCCCCGUCGAAGAACUUCUCUGCUUCCUUCCAGUCUUGAUCCUUCUGAAAGUUAUGCAGAAGGGGCUUACGGUGACCCUGAAGACGGACUCAGAGUCCCUCCUCACCUCCCUCCGCUCAAAAUUGGAUCGCGGCUUCAAACCGGUAACGGGGCUUCCACACUUGAACUCCGUCUUCAAGCUGUGAAAUUCACCCGUCCUGACGCCCUCUCUCAGCAUCCACCCACUGUGGAUUCAAUUUCCCAGUCCACCUGUAUUGAACGCAUCCUGACCUUACGAAAUUGUAGUAGUCAACAGACUCGAACAAUUGUCCAUAUCUGCUACUCUGGAUCAAUGCCAACUUUCAAUGAUCCUAACUCUAUUGCUUCAUUCACCGCAUUCAUCCAAACAGCUAUAGGGUUUUACAAACAACAGAGGAAUCUCAUGCAUCCCAUAGCGGUGGUCUCAGAAGACGGUGGAGGUCUGGGAGGUAUGUUCAUUGCUGCAUCAGCAGCCAUACUUCAAGCAGAAGUUCUCGGGCGUAUUGGGGAUGUCAGCGAGUUGGUUGGAUGCCUGUGUCAGCAGCGCCGAGGAGCUUAUAGCCAUCCCGAACAGCUUGCAGCUACAUGUGCUGUGGUCGGACUGGCCGCUAAGCAGUCUCUAGCUCGAAGAGAUAUUAUCGUCGGGCCGUCAUCAAGCAGCGCCCGAAAACCCUCUAGUAGCAGUGACAACACAGCAUUGCUAGGACAGGGGAGGCAAACGAAGCCGAUUUGCACAGAUGCAUCAAGGGUGGAGACGCAAGAUUUCACUACAUCGUUGUUUUCUGAUCGACCUCUGCAACUAUCAGAAAUGAUGUCAGCACUUGGAUUCGCCCCCAUUCCUAAUCCCACUCAACCGCAGCCCACAGAAAAUUUGAAGGUUCAGCCUCCAGCAGAGGCUUCUUCGGCAACAGCGGUAGAGGGUGGAGGCGGAAGCAACGGCGUGUUUGAUGAUUUGCCUUCGCAUUUAGUGAAUCUCUCUCUGAUUGAAGGCGAUGCCAAUGGAUCUUCAAAUGCAAUGACUAAUCGUCGCCACUACCAGGCGCGAGAUUUUGUUGAUAAGGCCUACAAGGAGUCGCGUGACAGUCUGUCCGCGAAUCCAAAUAUCUUUAGCGAUUUGGAUCCACUGCAAUCGCAGUCACAGCCUCCUCCGAACGACCAAUGA
Molecule: messenger RNA, 5688 nt
Organism: Hydatigera taeniaeformis
Lineage: Eukaryota; Metazoa; Platyhelminthes; Cestoda; Cyclophyllidea; Taeniidae
Source: the annotation of a GenBank genome assembly